AUGGCUCGACCCGAGCUAGACCCGACCUCGGUGCCGCCGCCAUUCGUCGUGGAUCCAACCUCAGCACACACGCACAGCCUUAUCCUCCUCCACGGCGUCGGAUCCAACGGGGAGAAGUUCGGCAGGGAACUCCUCGACACCGGCGCAACCUCGGACGGCUUGACGCUCACGCAGUUCCUACCAAACGCGAGAUUUAUCUUCCCCACCUCUCGCCGCCACCGCUCGACCGCCUUCGGCCGGUCGGUGCUGACGCAAUGGUUUGACAUCGCACGCCUGUCGGACUCUUCCCACCGCAAGGAGCUGCAGUUACAGGGCCUUGCCGAGUCCGCUCGGGAUAUUCUGGAGCUCCUUCGGCCGGAGCAGGAGAUGAGCAAGAUCCCCCGAGCAAACAUUGUUCUCGGCGGGCUGAGCCAAGGGUGCGCCACGUCUCUGUCGGUCCUGCUAUGUUUGGAUUACUGCAUUGGCGGCUUCGUCGGCAUCAGCGGCUUCCUUCCUUUCCGCGACGAUAUCGACGAGGCGGUCGAGGAGGCUGUCGUCGACGAGGAUGAUCCUUUCUCAGGGGGCGACGACGGGGAGCACCAGGAUCCGGCUAAACCCGACCGCGAGAGCACAGCUCAGUCGACGCCAAUCUUCCUCGGCCACGGCAGUGCCGACGAAAAGGUGCCGUGCUCGCUGGGCGAGGCCAUGGCUGCGACUCUGGAGAAAGCGGACUACAAAGUCGAGUUGAAGGUGUGUCAUGGCCUGGGGCAUUGGUACAAAAUGCCGGACGAAAUUGAUGACAUUGUGGAAUUCCUCCGCUCCGUGGUUGGUUGGAAAGUAUUAUCUGGGGACCGCGAAAUCGACAGCGAUUACAAGGGUCCGUCAUCUACCAUUUGACAAGGGGUUUUCGGCACUUGGUCGAUUUGCAAGACAGUCCCCCUCUACCAUAUAAUCUCGUGGCGUCCCAGAUAACCGCCAUCUCCUUUCUGUAAGGCUUGAUGAUUUUCUCCAGAGCCCUGUCCUUUAUCCAUCCGCUCUCCCAGUUGGGUCGCCUCAUGGUCUGCUGUUUGGAAGUGUCAUAGUCGAGGUUAGUAGUCUACCCCGCCGGAUGAUGCUCUCUCUGUUCAUUCAAAGGCGAGGAGGGUUCCAAGGUUGGUCUAUGCUGAGUCGUGUUUAUAUGUAAUCUGUUAUGUCUAGGUAUGCACCUCCAUCAAAAAUGCCCUCGUCCCAAAACGCCGGUCAACUACCUACCCUACUAUCUUAGCUUACACAUUCGGUGACAGGAGAUCGUAUUUCACACAACGCUCAACCUGUAAUUAGAU
Molecule: messenger RNA, 1301 nt
Organism: Phialemonium atrogriseum
Lineage: Eukaryota; Fungi; Ascomycota; Sordariomycetes; Cephalothecales; Cephalothecaceae
Product: Alpha/Beta hydrolase protein
Exons: 2
Coding region: 1-876 (291 amino acids)
Biological process (GO): proteolysis; protein depalmitoylation
Cellular component (GO): cytoplasm
Molecular function (GO): serine-type peptidase activity; carboxylic ester hydrolase activity; palmitoyl-(protein) hydrolase activity
Source: RefSeq, a predicted model, not a curated record